CUGCCUCUUAAGUCUCUUUUCUGUGAUCCGUUCAUACUCGGCAUGUAAAAGGCCGCCGCUCUUUGCUCUGGGAUAAGUACCUAAGGCAUUUACUUAAAAACACCCAAGUCUAGAGAAAUAAUUUUUUUGUGUUUAGGGCACCAUUUCCUUUCCCAAGGUAUUGCACCCCAGGCUUGGGAUCUGGGUCCGCAGGCUACAGGGAAGAGUUCGGUACGGGAAGCUCAUCCUCCCACUCUCUGAUUGGCCGGCUCGCAUUCCACUCACGCGGCUCGCGUCUCUGAUUGGCCUCCAUGGCACUCCCCUCGGCCCGCGACUACUUUGUGUGCCUGGGCUGCGCGAUCAGGUCCUCCGGCUCAGCUCGCCGUCUGGGCUUGACUGGUCUAGCUCUUCGGCCCACUGCUCUGCAUCGCGGGCGCCAGGAAUUUCCCGAGUCCGAGCGUUGGUAAUUUUAGUGACCCAGAUUCAAGCAGUAAUAUCUUCCAUUGGAAAUAUGUGAUUUCGUCAUCUUAUGUUCUAGGGGAAGAAAGCAUGUAGAGUCCAUGAAGCACAGGACAAUAAAGCUUCCUACUCAUACCACCAGGAGGAUCUCUUGGAAAGAGUCAUCACAGGACUACCAGAGAGACUAAUUUGUCUGAAGCAUCAUGUGUUGAAAGAACAGAAGGCUACUACCUUUGCACUCGCUAGAAAUAGAGUGACGAUGUUUUCAAUUCCUUGAGUUCCAGGAACCCAGGAGAGUGAACUGAAACUCUGAAAAUGCGGCCAUGGACUGGUUCCUGGCGUUGGAUUAUGCUCAUUCUUUUUGCCUGGGGGACCUUGCUAUUUUAUAUAGGUGGUCACUUGGUACGAGAUAAUGACCACCCUGAUCACUCUAGCCGAGAACUGUCCAAGAUUUUGGCAAAGCUUGAACGCUUAAAACAGCAGAAUGAAGACUUGAGACGAAUGGCUGAAUCUCUCCGAAUACCAGAAGGCCCCAUUGAUCAGGGGCCAGCUUCAGGAAGGGUUCGUGCUUUAGAAGAGCAGCUUGUGAAGGCCAAAGAACAGAUUGAAAAUUAUAAGAAGCAAACUAGAAAUGGUCUUGGGAAGGAUCAUGAAGUCCUAAGGAGGAGGAUUGAAAAUGGAGCUAAAGAGCUCUGGUUUUUUCUACAAAGUGAGUUGAAGAAAUUAAAGAAUUUAGAAGGAAAUGAACUCCAAAGACAUGCAGAUGAAUUUCUGUCAGAUUUGGGACAUCAUGAAAGGUCUAUAAUGACGGAUUUAUACUACCUCAGUCAAACAGAUGGAGCAGGUGAUUGGCGGGAAAAAGAGGCCAAAGAUCUGACAGAGCUGGUCCAGCGGAGAAUAACAUAUCUUCAGAAUCCCAAGGACUGCAGCAAAGCCAAGAAACUAGUGUGUAAUAUCAACAAAGGCUGUGGCUAUGGCUGUCAGCUCCAUCACGUGGUCUACUGCUUCAUGAUUGCAUAUGGCACCCAGCGAACACUCAUCUUGGAAUCUCACAAUUGGCGCUAUGCUACUGGGGGAUGGGAAACUGUGUUUAGACCUGUAAGUGAGACCUGCACAGACAGAUCUGGCAUCUCCACUGGACACUGGUCAGGUGAAGUAAAGGACAAAAACGUUCAGGUGGUUGAGCUCCCCAUUGUAGACAGUCUUCAUCCUCGUCCUCCAUAUUUACCCCUGGCUGUACCAGAAGACCUUGCAGAUCGACUUGUACGAGUCCAUGGUGAUCCUGCAGUGUGGUGGGUGUCCCAGUUUGUCAAAUACUUGAUCCGCCCACAACCUUGGCUGGAAAAAGAAAUAGAAGAGGCCACCAGGAAGCUAGGCUUCAAACAUCCAGUUAUUGGAGUCCAUGUCAGACGCACAGACAAAGUGGGAACAGAAGCAGCCUUCCACCCCAUUGAGGAAUACAUGGUACAUGUUGAAGAACAUUUUCAGCUUCUUGCUCGCAGAAUGCAAGUGGAUAAAAAAAGAGUAUAUUUGGCCACAGAUGACCCUUCUUUAUUAAAGGAGGCAAAAACAAAGUACCCCAGUUAUGAAUUUAUUAGUGAUAACUCUAUCUCUUGGUCAGCCGGACUACAUAAUCGAUACACAGAAAAUUCACUUCGAGGUGUGAUCCUGGAUAUACACUUUCUCUCCCAGGCAGACUUCCUAGUGUGUACUUUUUCAUCCCAGGUCUGUCGAGUUGCUUAUGAAAUCAUGCAGACACUGCAUCCCGAUGCCUCUGCAAACUUCCAUUCUUUGGAUGACAUCUACUAUUUUGGAGGUCAAAAUGCCCACAACCAGAUUGCCAUUUAUCCUCACCAACCUCGAACUGCAGAUGAAAUCCCCAUGGAACCUGGAGAUAUCAUUGGUGUGGCUGGAAAUCAUUGGGAUGGCUAUUCUAAAGGUGUCAACAGAAAACUGGGAAGGACGGGCCUAUAUCCCUCCUACAAAGUUCGAGAGAAGAUAGAAACAGUCAAGUACCCCACAUAUCCUGAGGCUGAGAAAUAAAGCUUAGAUGGAUGAGAAAGACAACCAAACUCAGUUCAAACCGUUUGAGCCAAACAGUAGAUGAAGAAGGCCCCAACCUAACAACUCAUGGUUAAAUGAGUCAACACCCCCAGCGCCAGGAGCAGCUGGGAUCUGACAGAUGCUACAUUGGUGGAAUUCCUCUUUAACAAGGGCUACCGUGCCCUCAAAACCAUGCACAGUCCGAUAAUGUACUCACAUAUAACAUACAAACAGGUUGUUUUCUACUUUGCCCGUUCUUUCAAGAUUAUGUCCCCAUGAAACAAACACUGCCACAUUGUGUAAUUUAAGUGACACAGACAUUUUGUGUGAGACUUCAAACAUGGUGCCUAUAUCUGAGAGACCUAUGUGACCUAACGAGAUGACUCAAAUAGCUCCCUCCUGCGGGGAGCUUGAUUCUUAGCCAGUGGUGGUAUUGUAACCACUGAAUUCACUCCAAUCAACAGAUUCAAAAUGAGAAUGGAUGUUUUUGUCUGGAAUUUUUUUUUGAGUAAUUGUACCAGUUCAUCCACCUCAUCAUUAAUAAGUGAAGGAUACAACAGAAAAUAAAAUAUUCAUACUCCAUUAGGAACUUUUGUAAAACAAUACCAUGAACAGAUUCUUUAGUACUCAAUGUUUCCGGACAUUCUCUUUGAUAACAAAAAAUAAAUUUUAAAAAGGAA
Molecule: messenger RNA, 3161 nt
Organism: Aethalodelphis obliquidens (Pacific white-sided dolphin)
Lineage: Eukaryota; Metazoa; Chordata; Mammalia; Artiodactyla; Delphinidae
Gene: FUT8
Product: fucosyltransferase 8
Exons: 11
Coding region: 754-2481 (575 amino acids)
Biological process (GO): protein N-linked glycosylation
Cellular component (GO): Golgi cisterna membrane
Molecular function (GO): glycoprotein 6-alpha-L-fucosyltransferase activity; protein binding
Source: RefSeq, a predicted model, not a curated record